CACUUAAUUACAAAAUAUGGAUUGCUUAAUCACUCUUCCAUUCCUCCUCCUCCUCUGCUUCUUCACAUCUAGCUACGCCACCAACAUUGAAGUUCAUAACAACUGUCCCUUCACCGUAUGGGCGGCAGCAACCCCAAUUGGCGGCGGCCGGCGGCUCGACCGAGGCCAAAACUGGACCAUCAACAUUCCACCCAACUCAAAACCAGGACGCGUAUGGGGUCGCACAAAUUGCAACUUUGAUGGUAGCGGAAGGGGUUCAUGCCAAACUGGUGACUGUGGUGGGGUGUUACGGUGCACCGGGUGGGGCAAACCGCCAAACACCCUAGUUGAGUAUGCCAUAAACCAAUUCAACAACUUAGACUUCUACGACAUCUCGCUUGUUGAUGGAUUCAACAUCCCCUUGAGUUUCUCUCCCACCAAGCCCAUUGACAAAUGCCGCGCAAUCUCAUGCACGGCUGAUAUCGUUGGCCAAUGCCCCGCCGCUCUCAGGGAUCCCGGAGGAUGUAACAAUCCUUGCACUGUCUUUAGAACACCAGGGGAUUGUUGCACCAAUCCAUCAACAUGUAAUCCUUCAUAUUAUUCAAGGUUUUUCAAGACCAACUGCCCUGAUGGUUAUAGGUACCCUAUGGAUGAUGCCACCAGCACUUUCACUUGCCCUGGAGGAACCACUAAUUAUAGGGUUGUCUUCUGCCCAUUAAACUAAUCAUGUAGGGAUUUGUGAAAGUAUAUUUUAAUUUGUUGUGACUAUAAUCUAACCUGCUAUCUAGUAGUAUUUGCUCAACAACAUGAAUCAAGUAGGGAUUUGUACUGUGAAAGUAUUAAUUCAUUAUAAUGUUAUGAAUAAAUUAAAGGCCUUGAAAUCUUUGUUAAAAAGGUUAGUUUAAUUACCUUGCAGUAUAGAUGCCAAAGACCUUGUGGUUUAAUUGUUGACUCUUUGUGCUUCAAUAGCUCGGUUGAAGAGAUACUACAUUGUAAUUGUAAUAGAGUCAGUAGUAGUCAACAAGAGAAGUAUAGAUUAUCUAUAUAUAAAGAUGACUUAUUUUCGUUUAUA
Ipomoea triloba (trilobed morning glory) is the source of this 1051-nucleotide messenger RNA. RefSeq names its product osmotin-like protein TPM-1. Gene Ontology annotation, biological process: defense response. Bases 17 to 703 code for a protein of 228 amino acids. The transcript has a single exon. The record is from RefSeq and is a predicted model, not a curated record. Gene Ontology annotation, cellular component: extracellular region. NCBI's taxonomy places the organism in Eukaryota, Viridiplantae, Streptophyta, Magnoliopsida, Solanales, Convolvulaceae.